Messenger RNA from Mirounga angustirostris (Northern elephant seal), 1771 nucleotides. It is a transcript of the gene DLX1, whose product is annotated as distal-less homeobox 1. The transcript has 3 exons. Gene Ontology annotation, molecular function: DNA-binding transcription factor activity, RNA polymerase II-specific; RNA polymerase II cis-regulatory region sequence-specific DNA binding. The coding region runs from base 323 to 1090 and encodes 255 amino acids. Gene Ontology annotation, biological process: cell differentiation; embryo development; negative regulation of transcription by RNA polymerase II. The record is from RefSeq and is a predicted model, not a curated record. NCBI's taxonomy places the organism in Eukaryota, Metazoa, Chordata, Mammalia, Carnivora, Phocidae.
CCGCCUCGCCCGCUCUAGUCCAGCGGAGCCGGAGCGCCUCGGACCAAUCCCCGGUGAUUAUGCAAGACAGCGGACCAAUCAGCUCCGCCAGCUCAUGAAUAUUUAUGACCUUGGCUGAGUCAAAGCUUUGAAGCGAGUUUGGGGAGCUCGGCAGCAUCAUGCUUAGACUUUUCAAAGAGACAAACUCCAUUUUCUUAUGAAUGGAAAGUGAAAACCCCUGUUCCGCUUAAAUUGGGUUCCUUCCUGUCCUGAGAAACACAGAGACCCCCAAAAGGGAAGCAGAGGAGAGAGAGAGACCCACACCCAGACCCCGCGAGAAGAGAUGACCAUGACCACCAUGCCAGAAAGUCUCAACAGCCCCGUGUCGGGCAAGGCGGUGUUUAUGGAGUUUGGGCCACCCAACCAGCAAAUGUCUCCUUCUCCCAUGUCCCACGGGCACUACUCCAUGCACUGUUUACACUCGGCGGGCCAUUCGCAGCCCGAUGGCGCCUACAGCUCGGCCUCGUCUUUCUCCCGACCGCUGGGCUACCCCUACGUCAACUCGGUCAGCAGCCACGCGUCCAGCCCCUACAUCAGUUCGGUGCAGUCCUACCCGGGCAGCGCCAGCCUCGCCCAGAGCCGCCUGGAGGACCCAGGGGCUGACUCCGAGAAGAGCACGGUGGUGGAAGGCGGUGAAGUGCGCUUCAAUGGCAAGGGGAAAAAGAUCCGCAAACCCAGGACGAUUUAUUCCAGUUUGCAGUUGCAGGCUUUGAACCGGAGGUUCCAGCAAACUCAGUACCUAGCUCUGCCCGAGAGGGCGGAGCUCGCGGCCUCCUUGGGACUCACGCAGACGCAGGUCAAGAUCUGGUUCCAGAACAAGCGUUCCAAGUUCAAGAAACUGAUGAAGCAGGGCGGGGCGGCUCUGGAGGGUAGCGCGCUGGCCAACGGCCGGGCGCUGUCCGCGGGCUCCCCGCCAGUGCCGCCCGGCUGGAACCCCAACUCCUCAUCUGGGAAGGGCUCGGGCGGCAGCGCGGGUUCCUACAUCCCCAGCUACACGUCGUGGUACCCCUCGGCGCACCAAGAAGCUAUGCAGCAACCCCAACUCAUGUGAGGUUGCCCGCCCGCACCCUCCCGCCUCCUUCCCGUCUCCCCCCCGGCCCGGGCCCCUCCCGCCUCCCGGUCCAACCACCCUGUCCGCAAGCCCUGGGCCUGGAGAGGGGCCCAGGGGCAAAGAAGAAGGAACAGCGAAGGCAGGACGCCCGCCACCUCCUUGGAGUCCCGCGCGGUCUGGACCGGCGACUUCCCGGCGCCCACGCCCUCGCCCUCGCCCCGGCCUAGGCCGCGCGGUGACAGCAGACAGCGGCCUCCGAACGCAGGCACAAGCUCCCGAGGCAGCCAGAGCAGCAAGACGAGCCAGCCGGACCCGACUCGCCGACCCUCAGCUACGUGGGACUAUCAGGAAAAAACAAAACAAAACAAAACAAACAAACAAAAAACACCCACAAAAAAAACAAUGUAGAAAAAGCAAAAGCUUUUUUUUUUCUGUUCUGUCUGUCUCUUGUCUCCUUUCGCUCUGUAUCUGUGCGCUGACGAAGUCGAGGUCCUCGUCUGUCCGCUGUCCUCGUUCUGCGGCCUCUGAAAAAAGUCACCAGGUCGGAAGAGGCUCGGGCCGCCGGCCGCCCAGUUCCACAUGCUGGGACGUUUUGUCCUUUCGGACCUUCUCCUGGGCCUGCCUAACCAUCUGGGUAGCUCGUUCGGGAAUUGGGGGAAAUUGGAGGGAGGGGGUUUUAUU